CCGGUGACUGACGAUUGUGAAAGCGAAUCGAAAUUCUCAUACGGCCAAUCGAAACCCAGUUUAUACAUGGUGAACUGAUAACGAGUGAUGAGUAAUCUUCCUCGUCUGACGGGGGCCAUCAGGGCCUUUUCUGGCCUUAGUGCAUCCCCAGAGCAUGCAACUGGCAUUCAGCAGAGUGAUCUUCAACAGAAAAGACACCUAGUGGCAGAAAAACAGAGUAACAGUCAGUCAUGGAACACACUUUGUACUCAGAUCAGGAAGGAGGUGGAUGCUUCAGGGUCGGAUAUAAAGGCUGCACUGAAGGACUUAUCUUAUUGUGCCAGGAACAUAGUUGGGCAGGAGGCUUCCUUGGAGACAGUUGAAGGUGCUGCAGCCUUCCUGUUUGGCCUGUUUAAGACAGCCACUAUGGACACAGUGAGCAGCAAAGAGGCUAACAAACUGAGGAACAUUUUUGGACCGUUUCCAGCUUCAGCUGCUUCCAAAGCCUGUGCCAUUGUCAGAAAAAUAGUCUCCUGGAUGCCUGAGGAUGCAGCAUUAUUAAUGGACAACCAGAUGAGGGAGGAGGCUGAAGGAGAGGCUUCAGUGAAGGAAUUUGGACAGAAUAUAAAAUUUUCUUGUUUAAUGGCAUCAGCAGAAUAUUUGUCCAGUUCAGAGUCUGACAGUGACGAAGCUAACCAUCGGGACUUAGAUCUGAAAUACUCGGACAAUAGACCAGCUCAAAAGUUGAAAGGAAAUGCAUCACAGACUGACAGUUCACAAUAUGAUGCUGGAUGGCUGCAGCGAGAGGUUAAGAAGUACUACCCGACUGGUGACUCGGCCUUGGGGAUGACAACAGAGGACAUCAGCUCCACUAUUUUUGAUGUACUCAUAUCCUCUAAGACUGACCAAGAACUACAGAAUGAUUUAUUUGAACUUCUUGGAUUUGAUCGAUUUGAGCUGAUAGAAAAUUUGCUGCAGAACAGAAAAGUGGUCAUACAAAGUUCUCUGACCUCUGACCCCUCAACCAGACCUAAUGGUGCACGGAAAAAAGGUGAUGGAGGAAACAAGCCUGCUUAUGGCUGUCAAGUCAUCGUCCAGACUGAGCAAGAGAGGAAACUAAUGAAACAGCUGAGGAGAGACGAGAAGCGCUUCGACAAGAAGGGAGGUUGGCAGGAGGAGGAAGGGGAGGGUAUCAGCUUUAAUCCUCAGGAACUACGCAGUCAGAGGGAGGCAGCCCUUAAGUCUGCAGUGAUGGCCCCUUUGUUUUCUGACCGAUCCUUCCGACCCCAGGCCAGGGAGAGAUACCCCAAUGUGCAUGACUCGAUGGAGGAGGCUCGGCAGUCCUCAGCCUUUGUGGGAGGGGUCAAGUUGGCACUUCCCGAUUCCUUCCAUCGGUCGACCCACAAACUUUACGAGGAGGUCCACAUUCCUCACACAGAGGCUACAUCUCUCACUGUAGGCAACACGAGAGUUCCUGUUGCCGAUCUUGAUGAGAUAGCACAGAUGGCCUUUAAGGGUACGGUGACCCUCAAUCGUAUCCAGUCUAUGGUGUUUGAGGCAGCCUAUAAGACCAACGAGAACCUGUUGAUCUGUGCCCCAACAGGCGCGGGUAAAACAAACAUCGCCAUGUUGACCGUCCUCCAUGAACUCAAACAGCAUAUCUCCCAGGGAGUGAUCAAGAAGGAUGAAUUCAAGAUAGUGUAUGUAGCCCCUAUGAAGGCACUAGCUGCUGAGAUGGUUCGGAACUUUGGGAAUCGUCUCGAGUCAUUGGGGAUUGCUGUUCGGGAACUCACAGGAGACAUGCAGCUGACCAAGGCAGAGAUACUGAAAACACAGAUGUUAGUGACGACCCCGGAGAAGUGGGAUGUGGUGACAAGGAAGAGUACCGGGGAUGUGGCCUUGGCUCAGCUUGUCAAACUCCUCAUCAUUGACGAAGUGCACCUUCUCCAUGACGACAGAGGGGCUGUCAUAGAGAGUCUGGUCGCCAGGACACUAAGACAGGUGGAGAGUACACAGAACAUGAUUCGUAUCAUUGGUCUAUCUGCCACUCUCCCUAACUACCUAGAUGUGGCGCGCUUCCUUCAUGUUAACCCGUACCUGGGACUCUUCUUCUUUGAUGGCCGUUUCAGACCCGUACCUCUUGGGCAGACUUUCAUUGGAAUCAAAUCUACCAACAAGAUGCAACAACUACAGGAUAUGAAUACAGUCUGUUACGAAAAAGUCCUGGAACAAGUCAGGAAAGGUUAUCAGACAAUGGUGUUUGUCCACGCCCGGAAUGACACUGUCAGGACGGCCAGUGUCCUCAAUGAAAUGGCAAAAAACAACGGUGACAGUGGCUUCUUUGUGCCUGACCGCUCAAUCCAGUACGGAGAUGCUCUGAAAUCGAUGAUGCGAUCACGGAACAAACAGCUGAAGGAACUGUUCCCAGAUGGGUUUGGGUGUCACCACGCAGGCAUGCUCAGACAGGACCGUAACCUGGUGGAGCGUUAUUUUUCCGCAGGCUUUAUCAAAUGUCUAGUUUGUACCGCCACCCUAGCCUGGGGAGUUAACCUCCCAGCGCACGCUGUCAUCAUCAAGGGUACCCAAAUUUACGAUGCUAAGAAAGGUUCGUUUGUGGAUCUUGGUAUACUGGACGUGAUGCAGAUUUUUGGUCGAGCUGGACGUCCACAGUUUGACAAGUUUGGACACGGAACCAUCAUCACGGCACAUGACAAACUGUCUCACUAUCUAUCCCUGAUGACCAGACAGAACCCUAUAGAGAGUCAGUUCUGUAAUAGUCUUACUGACAACCUAAAUGCAGAGAUUGCACUGGGGACAGUGACCAAUGUGGAGGAGGCGGUCAAGUGGCUAAGCUACACUUACUUGUAUGUACGGAUGAAGUGUAACCCCCUCGUAUACGGCAUCAACUUUAACACAUUGGAGACUGACCCCAUGUUGGAGGCACAUCGUCGCGACCUCAUUACAGAUGCCGGCAGAAAGCUGGACAAGACUCGAAUGAUCAGGUUCGAUGAGAGAACGACCUACUUCUCCUCAACUGACCUGGGCAGGAUAGCCAGUCACUUCUACAUCAAAUAUGACACUGUAGAGGUAAUAAAUGAAAAUCUGAAAUCCCUGAUGACAGAAGCAGAUGUAUUUGCCAUGGUUUCAAAGUCCCAGGAGUUUGACCAGAUAAAGGUUCGGGAAGAUGAGAUGGGUGAACUGGACAACCUGCUGAGUGACACGUGUGUGAUGCAGGUGCAAGGAGGUGUGGAGAACACGUAUGGCAAGGUCAACAUUCUCAUGCAGGUGUACGUGUCGCGCAUGAACAUCGAGAGCUUCUCCCUCAUCUCUGACCAGGCCUAUGUAGCUCAGAACUCUGCACGUAUUGUGCGUGCACUGUUUGAGGUGUGUCUGAAGAACGGUUGGCCUGUGAUGGCCAGCAGACUACUCAACCUGUGUAAAACCCUGGACAAGCGACUGUGGGGGUUUGAGCAUCCCUUAAGACAGUUCCCAAACCUCUCCAGGGAGAUCCUUGACAAACUAGAGGCUAGAAAACUCACUGUGGACAGACUCAAGGAUAUGGACCCUAAAGAAAUAGGUCACAUGGUUCACCAUAUACGCAUGGGACCUGUCAUCAAGAAGUGUGUGAACCAGAUUCCAGCCUUAGACUUGGACGCCACCAUCCAACCAAUCACACGUACUGUACUCAGAGUGAGGCUGUCCAUUGACCCGGUCUUCCAUUGGGAUGACAAGGUCCAUGGAACGAGUGCCGAGUCAUUCUGGGUGUGGGUGGAGGACCCGGAAAACAACCACAUCUACCACUCGGAGCGCUUCCUCCUCCACAAAAAGAUGGUGAAGGCGAAAGAGGUCCAGAUCCUGAUCUUCACAAUCCCAAUCUUUGAACCUCUGCCGAGCCAGUACUACGUUAAAGCAGUGUCCGAGAGAUGGCUGGGAUCAGAGGCCAUGUGUGCCAUCUCCUUCCAACACCUCAUCCUUCCCGAGAAACAUCCCCCCCACACAGAGUUACUGGAUCUACAGCCCCUGCCAAUCACAGCCUACAACGACCCCCAAAUAGAGGCGCUGUACAAGUACACACACUUCAACCCAAUCCAGACCCAAAUCUUCCAUGUUCUGUACCACACCGACUGUAAUGUCCUCCUCGGGGCGCCUACUGGCUCUGGUAAAACAGUCGCUGCAGAAAUGGCCAUAUUCAGGGUGUUCAAGGAAUACCCAAAAGCAAAGGCAGUGUACAUUGCACCACUGAAAGCGUUGGUGCGAGAGAGAAUGGAGGACUGGAAAGUCCGCAUUCAACAGAAGCUUGGCAAAAAGGUGGUGGAGCUGACCGGUGAUGUGACCCCAGAUAUGAGGGCGGUGGCUAAUGCUGACCUUAUUGUGACCACGCCUGAGAAGUGGGAUGGGGUCAGUCGGAGCUGGCAGACCAGAAACUAUGUGAAAGCUGUCGCUGUACUGAUCAUUGAUGAGAUCCACCUGCUGGGGGAUGAGAGAGGGCCGGUGCUAGAAGUGAUAGUCUCGCGUACUAACUUUAUCUCAUCACAUACCUCCAAGCCUGUACGAGUCGUAGGCCUGUCAACAGCACUGGCCAACGCCAGGGACCUGGCCGAUUGGCUGGGUAUCAAACAGAUGGGGCUGUACAACUUCCGUCCCUCUGUAAGACCUGUCCCUCUGGAGGUACACAUCAAUGGUUUCCCUGGACAACACUACUGCCCCCGAAUGGCCACCAUGAACAAGCCAACAUUCCAAGCCAUAAAGUCUCACUCCCCUGAGAAACCAGUGCUGAUCUUUGUGUCGUCACGGCGACAGACGCGAUUGACUGCUCUAGAUCUCAUUGCUUUCCUGGCAGCAGAAGAGAACCCAAAACAAUGGCUGCACAUGGCCGAAAUGGAGAUGGAGAAUUUGAUCUGUGGGAUACGAGACACCAACCUGAAACUGACAUUGGCAUUUGGAAUAGGUAUCCAUCAUGCAGGUCUCCAGGAGCGUGACAGAAAAUCAGUAGAAGAGCUGUUUGUGAACCAGAAAAUACAGGUAAGACUGGCAUUACUGGUAAAACAGAAAAUACAGGUAAGACUGGCAUUACUGGUAAAACAGAAAAUACAGGUAAGACUGGCAUUACUGGUAAAACAGAAAGUACAGAUCAUUACACCACCACCAACACAGUUUCUAUCUAGUCGGAGUGGCUCUGAGAAACCUUCAAUCAAAAGAUCAGAGUUUGAUGUUCUACAGAUGAUGGGGCGGGCUGGACGACCACAGUUUGAUGACAAUGGAGUGGCAGUCAUUCUUGUCCAUGAUAUAAAAAAACAUUUCUACAAGAAGUUCCUCUAUGAACCUUUUCCUGUGGAAUCAAACCUACUUGAUGUGCUACCUGACCAUCUGAAUGCUGAGAUUGUAGCAGGGACAAUAGCCUCCAAACAGGAUGCAAUGGACUACAUCACCUGGACCUACUUCUUCAGGCGGCUCGUCAUGAAUCCAAGUUACUACAACCUUGACGACACAGACUAUGACAGUAUCAACAAGUUCCUGUCUGGCCUGGUGGAGAAGGCACUGUUUGAACUGGAGUCUUCCUACUGUUUGGAGAUUGGCGAGGAUAACAAGGCCAUUCGUCCCCAGACUCUGGGGCGUAUUUCCUCCUACUACUAUCUCAACCACAACUCUGUACGCAAGUUCCGCCAUUCUCUGAAUGCUGAGUGCACGAUCGAGGAUCUCGUAGAAGUUCUCUCCAGUGCAGAGGAAUAUGCCCAACUUCCUGUGCGACACAACGAGGACCAGAUUAACAGUGAACUGGCGACCAAGGUGCCGCUGGCAGUUAAUCCCCAUUCCUACGAGUCCUCCCACACCAAGGCUUGUCUCCUUCUACAGGCCCACUUCAGUCAACUCUCACUUCCCUCAUCUGAUUACAACACAGACACUAAGUCUGUCCUGGACCAGGCCAUCCGUGUACUACAGGCCAUGCUUGACAUCUCUGCUGACCAAGGCUGGUUAGUGACCACCCUACGCAUCACAAUCCUGAUCCAGAUGGUCAUCCAAGGGCGUUGGUCAACCGACAAUGCCCUCCUGACUUUACCACACAUGACACCCUACCAUCUCAGCUGUCUCAGGCCUAAAGGUGGGGAGGGUGCCAGGAGGAAGGGUUCAGCCAUGCCUAGGGGCCCAAUCUCAUCCCUCCCAGAACUGAUAGCUGUGUGUGAUGGACGGUAUGAGACACUUCUUACUAUGUUGGAUGGCGAAAUGGACAGAAUGCAACUUGACCAGAUGUACACCGUGAUAGGAAAGUUACCUCAGAUCCAAGUGAACAUUUCCAUAAAGGGUUGGUGGGAAGGAGGUGAAGGACAACAGGAUGUCAGAAUCCAUACCUCUAAAGAUGGUGGGCGUCGACCAGACAGUGACUGGAUAAAGGUACAUGCUGACCAGGAGUAUGUGAUACAGGUUGCCCUUACUAGGGUUAACAAGACCAAGAAAAGCGACAGUAAGGCCCAGGCACCACGUUUUCCCAAGCCUAAAGAUGAGGGUUGGUUCCUAGUGAUCGGCGAGAUAGAGAACAAGGAGGUCAUCGCCCUGAAACGGACUGGUUUUGUUCGUGGACGCUCCCGUCUACAGAUGGCGGUGUACACCCCGGAGACCACAGGGCGUGUUAUCUACACACUGUACCUUAUGAGUGACUCUAACCUCGGUCUGGACCAGCAGUACGAUAUCUGUCUGGAUGUGAUCCCCGCUAGUAUAGAGUCUCAAGUCAACACAGAACUGGUCGGUGAGCUAAAUGACUUAGCCUUUUAAGAUAAUGAAUGAAUUGUACCUCAACAAGCUACAGAACUUUCCCUCUGUGAUCCUUCACACAUAUAGUCUCAGUGACCAGCAGCUGUACAGCAUCAUUCUAGUGGUGAUUGCCGAAAAUGUGGGCUGAAUGACCAGCAACAGAACCCUUGUAACAGUGAUCCUUGACCAUGUAGUGUCAGGUCGACAUAAGUGUUUGUUGAGCUAGACAACCUGGACUUUUAUGCAUGAAUUGUUUUAUCUUUUUAUUGGAAAUUCUUCUUAUGAAUGAUUUUCCUGUUGUUGUAUGAUCCCUGUGACAACAUGUAGUGGAUAAAGGUGUUGGUUCAGUGUACUCGGCUCUAGAAUCAGGAUUGGUUAUUUUGACAAGAAGUGCAAUUCAUACGAACAACAAUUUGAAGCUGUUCACCCAAGUGCUGGCAAUGUUAUUUUGUGAUGAAUUUAAACAUAGAUGGUUUAUUAUAAUAAUGCAGGUAGGGUGGUAAAGGGUCACAUAUAUUAACAGGCCAUUUACAUCAGUCACUCAGAUACAUCAGGUAGGGUGGUAUAGGGUCACAUAUAUAUACAGGACACUCGGAUACGUCAGGUAGGGUGGUAUAUAUAGGGUCACAUAUAUAUACAGGACAUUUACAUCAGUCAAUCGGAUACAUCAGGUAGGGUGGUAUAGGGUCACAUAUAUAUACAGGACACUCGGAUACGUCAGGUAGGGUGGUAUAUAUAGGGUCACAUAUAUAUACAGGACUUCACAUCAGUCACUCGGAUACAUCAGCUGUCAGAACUUGUCUUGUAGAGUGAUCCAUAAACCUGUAUAUAAUACCAAUACCAUACUUAAUGAAAUGAAGUACUUGCAUACAAGCCUUAAUAGGUAUCACUUAAGGAUUCAAGUGAAGGCAAACUGGCCAGUACAGGAAUGGUACUAAUGGUGUAAUGACAGACAUACAAUGGUACAUUAUGUUCUGAUGAAAGGAAAACAAAUAUAGUUGCUUUAUUGUACUGAUAGUGGUUUGUUUAAAAUAUUGUUAAAUUUAUAGGUCAUUUGGAGUUAGAGGUACAGAUCAGGGCUCAACAUUUCAAAAAGGGACUAGCUUAAUUACUGAUAACGACAUUAUUCAACCUCUAACAUUUGGUCAAUAUACAAGGUAAACACUCUUAAUUUUGUAUGUAAUUUUACUCCACUAAAAGUUUGCUGUAUGGAAAACUUUAACUCAGUGAGCGUUUUUUAACAUAAAAAAAAAAAAAGGAAAAUUUGCGCUAAUCACUGAAUAAGCUUAUCACCAUUUGAACAACUGGGCCCAGAGUAAUUAGGGACUCUAACAUAGGUCAAAAAUGUCAUUACAAUUUGAUAUUUUAUUCUGAAAUCAAAUGUAACGUUACAUGUACCUGAAUCUAAACAUUAUUAUUCUCAUUGAUUAAAAGUAAGGAUCAUGUUGGAAUGACUAAAAUACUUCAGUAUAUUGUUCAUGUCAUUAACAGAAUAAAGAGGAGAAUUAAAUCAGCCAAACUGUUGUGAAUUUAUAAAUUAUUGAAAUGGGGUUUUUUUUUUGUUAGAAAUUGUGAUCAGGAAAUGAAAUUGUUCGUAAUGAAGUAAGAAUAUGGAGUUAUUAUGUACAUUGUAUGCGGUGUGAUUGCCAUUAACUGAUAUAGAGAUGGUAUAUCAGUCUCUAAAUUAAUGUGUGUGAUGUAAAUAUUUACAUGCAUGAGUUUCUUGUAAUUUAUCUGUUGACUUGAAUUAGAUAUUCUUAUUAUUUUUACCUGCAUGAUUAUCAAAUUUGCAAACCAAUUACUCUUGACUCCCUUAAUAUGGACAGGGUGGUCAUUUUUUUCUGACAUUCAAAAUUGUUCUUAAUUUGAUAGAUUUGAUUAUUUAUUUUGAUAUUGAAUUAAAAUGGAUACUGAUGGUUAUAAUUAAUGAAAACAAUUCAAUUUGCUCAUAAUUCAUUAAAGCAGUAUAAAGUUAUUGCAAAGCUUUUACCAUUUUAAAAUAUAAGGAAAUAUCCCACAGUGCUAUUGGAUGGACCUGAAAGAUUGGUUGCUGUUGACUAUAAGGUAGAAAAUAACAAAAACGGGUUGAAUAAAUCAAAAGUUCCAUUGAAAUUCAGUCUUUUUACUUGGAAUGUUAUAUUUGGAAGUUGUUUUUGAUGAUAAAAAUACACCAUUUCAGUUAUUUAACAGUAUUUUAACCUUCAAAUGUUCCAAAUGCAAAUUUUGUAAGAUAUAUAUCUUUUCAUAUGUUGUUAUGGUAAUAGUUGUUGUGAACUUGAAUGGUGUAAACACAGAUAGAUUUGAGUAUAUUAUAAGUAUGUCAAUGAAAAGAGAAACAUAAUACCUUACAGCAGUAAUAGAAACAUUAUCAUUUAAGUUUGCUUGGUCAACAAGUAUAGAUGGUCUGCUACUUUUACUCUUUCACCUCAUCAUCAUUUAAAGAUGACUAUCAAAUUGAUUGUAUAUAAAAUGUGAAUUUUGGAGAUAGUAUUGGAGAGUAUGCUGGGUAAAGUGAUGUAUGUUUGUGAAGGCCAUGAGUGUAUGUACCUUACAUGGUAUUUAAUAAAAUCACUACCAAAUU
Molecule: messenger RNA, 9307 nt
Organism: Mizuhopecten yessoensis (Yesso scallop)
Lineage: Eukaryota; Metazoa; Mollusca; Bivalvia; Pectinida; Pectinidae
Product: activating signal cointegrator 1 complex subunit 3-like
Exons: 44
Coding region: 88-6747 (2219 amino acids)
Molecular function (GO): nucleic acid binding; ATP hydrolysis activity; ATP binding
Source: RefSeq, a predicted model, not a curated record